AUGUUAGAUCAAGUAACAUUGAUAGAAUCAGAACAAGACUGGGAAUCAGACAGAACUAAAACUACAUUUUAUAAUAAUCUCUCACUGGCUGUAGAAGCAGAUGUGAAUAUCCGGUGUGAGGGUGAUCGAAUCCACAACCUUCCAUUGAAGAAAUAUGUUACGAAAAUGAAUAAGCUCAACUAUGGUGUCUCUAUGAAUGACAAUCAAGUAUUAGUCGACUGGGCGAAAGAAGUGCAAAUCCGCGACCUUUCAAUCAUUCAAGAAAAAGCAAGAAGGUUUGCUCUGGAGUUAGGUUACAGUGACUUAAAGGCAGCGGACGGAUGGUUGAGAAAAUGGACGGGACGGUAUUCUGUAAAGAAAUUUGAAAUUUCUGGAGAAAGUGCUGGUGUCAGAAUUGAAGAUGUUGGUGGAUUUAAAGCGCGUAUUCAAGAGUUUAUUGGAGAUUAUGAUAUGAAAGACGAGUUCAGUUGUGACGAAACUGGCCUUUACUACAGGGCCCUUCCAGACAAAACUCUAUCAGUCAGAGGGUCAUCGACAAAAGGAACUAAAGUGUCAAAGGAACGAAUAACAGUGAUGUUUACUUGUAGCACAGUUGGUGAAAAACUUGAACCGUUAGUUAUACGGAAAUUUGAGACCCCAAGAUGUUAUAAGAAGAAGCUAGGUGUAAAGUACGUGGCAAACAAAAAAGCAUGGAUGAACAAUCAAGUGUUCAAAACAUGGAUAGAGGAACUAAAUUCAAAAGGAACAAAGAUUUUACUGAUGCAGGAUAAUGCCACUUCACAUGGAAAGGAUGAUGACAACUGGCUAUCUAAUGCGUUAAGUUUCUACCAGCGAACACAACGUCACACUUACAACCAUUGGACCAGGGCAUAA
Messenger RNA from Mercenaria mercenaria, 873 nucleotides. Its product is annotated as tigger transposable element-derived protein 6-like. The transcript has 4 exons. The coding region runs from base 1 to 873 and encodes 290 amino acids. Gene Ontology annotation, cellular component: nucleus. The record is from RefSeq and is a predicted model, not a curated record. Lineage: Eukaryota; Metazoa; Mollusca; Bivalvia; Venerida; Veneridae. Gene Ontology annotation, molecular function: DNA binding.